Molecule: messenger RNA, 2690 nt
Organism: Malaclemys terrapin pileata
Lineage: Eukaryota; Metazoa; Chordata; Testudines; Emydidae
Gene: KLHL38
Product: kelch like family member 38
Exons: 3
Coding region: 650-2392 (580 amino acids)
Molecular function (GO): protein binding
Source: RefSeq, a predicted model, not a curated record
GUGAUUUCACUGCAGAUUGAACAGUCAGUGUCAUGAAGAUAGCCAUCUUAUUGUUCUGCCUGGUACAUUGUUUAGUCGUGUGUCUGAUUAAUAUAAAAAACAACAACUAAGCAGAGUUAAUAAAUAACCAUUUUAAUGCAGAUUCCCAGUCUCUAGAGUUUAGUUUGUCCUGCUGCAGAGUUUAGCUCUGCCAGAUUUACAUUCUUCAGUAAUGACUAACUCUAAGGGAAAGAAACAUAAGUUACUAAAUUGCGAAUACUUUAAAAAUAGCGAAGAAAAGGCUGAGCACAUUUAUUAGACAUGUUUAAAAUGAACAUACAAUUUGCUCAGGGCUUUUCCCUUUAGUCCCAAGUCAGCAAGAUCAUUUUAGUGCUUAUGCUGUGUGUGAGGCUCACAGAAGAUGCCGACCUCACAUCCGAUACCUUUAAAAAACAAACAAACAGAUGCUGAAUGACCUCGUGGCUUGUAUACUCCCUUCCCACUGCACUUAACCAGUGUUCUUAUUUCUGUGCGCAAACAGAGAGAGAAUAUUUAGAGUAACCAUCAAUGUUCUGAUCCCUAGCCCCUUUGGAGCUGGGCAUUUAAAUAAAAGCUGCUAAGAAUUUGUCUUCCCUGCCAAGCCCAAUAUUCCUCUCUCUCACAUUUCGCUAUGGAGGAAGAAUCUGCAAAGGACCUUCUCUUCAAAGACCAGGACUUCUCCUCCGAACUAUUGAGGCAGCUCAACGUUUUAAGGCAAAACGGGAUGUUGACUGAUGUUACUCUCUGCACUAGCGAGUUUGAAAUCCCUUGCCACAGGAAUGUGCUGGCUGCAAGCAGUCCUUACUUCAAGGCAAUGUUCUGUAACAACUUUAAAGAGAGUUGCCAGGCAAAAGUUGACUUGAAAGGCAUGGACUCCAAUAUUUUGUAUCAGAUUGUCCUUUAUGUUUACACAGGAGAGAUUCUUAUAACAGCCGAGAACGUCUUGUACCUAAUGGAGGCCACUUCCAUGUUACAGUACAUUAAAUUGUUCCAGGCCUGCUCCUUGUACCUCCAGGACCAGCUGACUCCUGAGAAUUGCCUGAGCAUGAUAAGGCUCUCUGAAAUCUUGAACUGCCAGAAUCUCAAUAAGAAAGCCAAGGAGAUGGCUCUGAAAUAUUUUCCUGAAGUAGCCUCUUCUGAAGACCUGAAGGAGCUUUGUGCAUUGGAGUUGAUCAAUUACCUUGGGGAUGAUGAGCUCUGUGGUGAGGAGGAACAAGUGUUUGAGACACUCAUGGUUUGGAUCCGGCACGAUCUCCAGGCGCGACAGGGCUAUAUCCAAGAUUUGUUCAAGAAGGUCCGGCUUCAAUACGUCCACCCAACCUUCCUUUUCCACUUCAUUGCCAAUGACUCCCUCAUUCAGUCUUCACCCGCUUGUAGAAGCAUCCUGGAAUCAGCUAGGAGACAGAUGUUUUCAUUAUACAGCACCAGCACUCCUGACAUCAAACCCAUGUGGCACGUUCCCCGCAGAUAUUCAUACCAAGAGUUCCUCAUAAUCAUUGGUGGCAGGAAGGACAACCAGACGACAACCAGGGAUGUCCUCCUAUAUGAUGAGAAGACCAACCAGUGGCUGAGCCUCGCCAAGCAUCCUGUGCGCCUUUACAAAGCCUCUGCAGUGAGCUUGCAUAGCAAUAUCUAUGUGCUAGGAGGGAUGCCUGUUAGCUGUGAGAAAAGUCCAGUCAGUGAUAAUGUUCAUAUUUUCUCCCUCAAGCUAAAUCAGUGGAGGUUAGUUGAACCCAUGCUGGUUCCACGCUAUUCUCACAGGAGCAUAGCCUAUAAGAACUACAUUUUCUCAAUUGGAGGAAUUGGAGAGAACCAGGAAAUUCUGAAUUCCGUGGAGAGGUACGACAGCAUUUAUAACAUCUGGGAGAACAUGGCAAACAUGCCCGUUGCUGUCCUUCACCCUGCCGUUGCAGCUAAAGACCAAAGAAUUUAUCUCUUUGGAGGGGAAGACAUUAUGCAAAACCCUGUCCGUCUAAUACAGGUUUACCACAUAUCCAGGAACAUGUGGUUUAGAAUGGAGACCAGAAUGGUGAAGAAUGUUUGUGCACCAGCAGUGGUGAUUGGAGACCGGAUUAUCAUUGUUGGAGGGUACACCCGGAGAAUCAUCGCCUACGAUACUAAGGCCAAUAAGUUUGUUAAGUGUGCAGACAUGAAGGACAGACGGAUGCAUCACGGAGCUGCUGUGAUCAAAAACAAGUUAUAUGUUACCGGAGGGCGCUGUCUGACUGCAGACAAUACAAUCCAAGACUCUGAUUCAUUGGACUGCUAUGAUCCUGAGACUGACACAUGGACUUCGAAGGGGAAACUCCCACACAAACUCUUUGACCAUGGAUGCCUUGCUCUUCAGUGUGUCCCCUAUUCCAACCUCCUGUAAAGGAAUCUUGUGUUACUCUGGCCCAAAGGGCCCAAAUUGCUGGGUACGGUGCAUAUGGAAAGUACUAGCAACUGUCCCAAUCAUCUGCCAGUGAAGCAAACAAAGGAGGCAGUCAUCUCCAGGGCACUGUGUGCAAAAGGCCAUGAAUUCUCAGAUCUAUAUGUACAUACUGCAGCAAAAUGGGAUGUAAUUUGCUGUAAAAUACUGGAGUACAUACUGUAUUGCCAACAGCCCCACCCUGAGGUCCCUACUCAGAUUUUACUCAAGCAAUUGGAGUAAAAACUGUGCAAGAGCCUCA